AUGGAUCCAUCAAUAGACGAAAAUUCCUCCGAAUCAACUCAAGAAUCAUUCGACAACGAAUCAAGAAACGUAAGUAUUUUCCUUGAAUAUCCAAAAAAUCACGUAAAACGUGUAAUCAAUUAAUUGAAAAAUCAAUCAAAGAGGCGUCCUCUUUUUCUCUGCACCUCUUCUAUAAUUACUCAUCUCUCGAUGAAUGUUCGAAAAAUCAAAAAUUGAAAUAUUCAUUGGGUGUCAAAUUAUAUGAAAUUUUUAUUGAAGAUAGCUGAAGAUAUCUUCCAGCUUUUCCAAAAAACCAAAUUCAAAAACGAUUAUUUUCCAUAGAGAAACUUAAUUUUAAAGUUGACAUCUGGAUAAUUAUCGAUUUUUUUUGUAUGGGAAAAGAGGGAGAGGUUGACCUAGGGUGUUGUUUAAGGCUGAUCAUAGCUAAUGGGAAAGGUUAAUUGUAUCUAACGUUAUUUGGCACACAUGUUGGAUAGUUAUCAAAACUAGUCGCCCUUAUGACUGGGCAACCCCAUUUCAAAACUUCUUGAAUAAUUUUAAAUUCAGGACGAUUCAUCAAACAACUCUGAUCGAUACGAUUCCGAAGAAAAUAAGGUUGGUUUGAAUUUUGUGAGUAUUAAACCAAUGUGAUUUUUCAGAACAGCCAAGAGUACCUCGAUUCCCCAGACAUCAGCGACGACCAAGUUAUGGAAGAGUUGCAUGAUGAGCCUCCAGUCGACGACGAUGAACAAGAAAAAAUUCAAGAUGAUUAG
Caenorhabditis angaria is the source of this 752-nucleotide messenger RNA. The record is from the annotation of a GenBank genome assembly. Lineage: Eukaryota; Metazoa; Nematoda; Chromadorea; Rhabditida; Rhabditidae.